This is a messenger RNA of Closterium sp. Yama58-4, 2809 nucleotides long. NCBI's taxonomy places the organism in Eukaryota, Viridiplantae, Streptophyta, Zygnematophyceae, Desmidiales, Closteriaceae. The record is from the annotation of a GenBank genome assembly.
GGCCAAGUCACCGCCGCCUCCGCGUGGCUCGGGGACGGGUGUGGCGCCGUACUUCGAGCAGAUUGAUCCGUGCAAGCCGCCGCCCCCGCUGCCGACGUAUGGCGGGUACCAGUGCGUGUGCGCGAACGGGCUCACUGUGGUGAACAACAAGGACGGCAGCCAGGCUUGCGUGCUCGAGGACGUUUGUGGCGUGUUCAAGAUGAACCCAUGUGGCAAGGGCACGUGCAUGAACGUGGGCGACGGCACGUACACCUGUGUGUGCCCCACUGACUUUGUCCUCAGCCAGUACAGCUCUGGUGCCACCACCUGCAUCCCCAGGACGACGCCCCCCGCGACGACGUACGUGACGCAGGCGGGCGACUCGUGCUACGCCAUCUACUCCAUGUUCGGCCUCACGCACUCAGACUUCCUCGACCAGAAUGAGGGAGUGGAUUGUACCAACCUGCAGCCAGGCAUUCUUCUCAACGUCUCUGCUCCUAACCCCGCGCUCGUCUGCGUCACACAUUACCCCAUCUCCGCGGCGGACAGCCUAGCAACGGACUGCACGGCUCUGGAGGCCAAGUUCGGAGUGAACCUCACCGACCUCAACCCAGGCCUCAACUGCGCUCAACUCAUUCCUGGACAGCAGGUGUGUCUGGAGCGAGCAAUGAACGUGGAUGGUGUGAGCAACUACCAGCUGUGCACAGAGUACCACGGCAUUGCAGCGGGGGAAACGUGUGCCAGCAUCAUAGCCGCUGCCUCCAUCUCCUGGCUCACGCUCUACCGCCUCAACCCCGGCCUGCUCUGUGACAACCUCAACCCGCUCAUGCAGCAAGAGCGCCGUACGAUCGGACCUGAAGCCAUGGCGUCAAGUAGCUUUACCGUUGGCGCCGUGCGACACGACUCUAGUAGUGCCAUCGCCACCCCUCGCCGUGAUUCGCGGAGCGUUAAGGCUUUGUUCGUCUCUUGUCUCUCGAAUAAGGCCGGAUCCCCUCACCUCCUCUCCUCCCCGCGCUCGCCGCUCGUUACAUGCGUCCGUCGAUCGUCCCCACCCUUCGAAUCUAAGCCCAGAUCUGCGCACCCGAACCGCGUCUCCUGGCGGACUUUCGCCGGCUUGAAACCACGGGAGCGAGGGGAAGGGGAAGGGGGAGGGGGGAGGGGGAUGGAGCUGGUAAUUUCCGCCAUAGAGAACCACCGCCGCAGGUUGGACAAGCGGGCGCGCGGAAGAUUCCGCCAGCCGGGGGCAGGCGCAACCGGAGGCAGAGGGAGCUCACCUUCCCGGGUAAAAUUCCGCGCAAGAGGGGGGAUGCAAGACGAUGCAUGGCAAGCGGGGGGGUGGAGUGAAGAGAGCCGCGGCAGCGGAACCAGCGGAGGCGGGGCGUUUGGCGGUCUCCGCGACCCCCUGCAGUCGCUAAGCGGCGCGCGCCCAUCGUCCGCGGAGUCGGACUCUCUCCCCGCGGACUUGCGCGACAGGGCGCUCUCCGCGGUAGAGGCGCUCGUGGCGGAACCUGGACGGGCGGCAGGGGGAAAUCAAGGCGGCGGAAGCGGAAGGGAUAGGUACGGGCGGGUGACUGUGGGUGACGUGGCGGCGCGCAGCGGAUUGAAAGUAGGCGAUGCGGAAAAGACGCUCAAGGCUUUUGCGGCGGAUGGGGAAGGGUUUCUAGAGGUAUCGGACGAGGGCGACGUGCUGUACGUGCUGCCGCGCAACCUGCGCGCGCUCAUCGCACAGCGCUCCCUGCGCAUGCGCCUCGCUCCCAUGGCGGCGCAGGCCAAGGCGGCAGCAGGGUAUGUGAUGCGAGUGUCGUUCGGAACGGCCCUGGUGGCAUCAGUGCUGGUUGUCUAUACAUCCAUCUUUGUCCUCAUGACCUCUGCACAGGGGGACAGCGAGGAGAGGAGGGGGAGGGGGAGAGGCCACUACCACCGUUACCGCGGCCCAACUUUCUUCUUCAACAUUGCGGAUCUGCUCUGGUACUGGGACCCGGGGUACCACCGGCGCGUGCGCAGCGAGUUGCAGCAGCGGGAGAUGAGCUUCCUUGAAUCCGUGUUCUCCUUUGUGUUCGGUGAUGGAGACCCCAAUGAUGGCCGGGAGCAGCACAGAUGGAGACUGAUAGGAGAGGUUAUCAGCAGCAGGGGCGGGGUGGUGGCAGCACAGGAGAUCGCACCGUACCUUGACCUACCAGAGGACCUGUCUAACGAGGCCUACAUGCUGCCGGUGCUACAGCGAUUCCAAGGCACGCCCUCUGUGGACGACCAGGGACACAUAUUCUAUGCAUUCCCUCUGCUCCAGCGCACCGCAGAGCAGCAUGCUACGCGCACCCCCUCCUCCUUUUACUCCAACUCUCGUGCACCAGCUCCUAUCUUCGUUGAAAACACCUGGUCCUUCAGUGACGCCCCCCCCACCAAGCGAGCUUUGGCAGUGGGGCUGGGAAUUAUCAAUGUGGUUGGCGUGUUAAUACUCUCCUCCAUGCUCAGGAACCCAGCCGUUAUUCGGAAGGCAGGGCUUCCUCUAGUUUCCACCAUACAGCGCCUCAUGCCUGCACUCCAGGCCUAUUCGGUGGCGUUCUUUGUCAUUCCCUUGUGCCGCUGGGCGUUCCUCAGCUCCACCAACUCAGCUAUUGAGACUCGCAACCAAAGGAGAAGGGAGAGCGCUCACAUUCUCUCCCAUCCCUCGCCCCACCUCCGGAAGAAGCUGGCUAGUGCACGGCUGAAGGCAGAACAAACUGUUUUGGGAGAGGAGCGAGUGAUAUAUUCCACACAAAAAGAUGUGGCAGAACAGGAGUUGGAGGAGAGCGAGUGGGAUGCUCGGCUGAACAAGAGGCAACAGUUGUAA